CUAGAGCAGCUAAAAUGAACAAACUUCUCUCUGUUCCAUCGAGUUUACUCUCUCACGAAUUUUAAGUCCGUGGAUUUUUUGGAAACUUUCAAUAUGUCAAAUAAACGUCAACAUUUAUCGAGGGAAUUUUUGUUGAUUAGAUGACUAUUUGGUGCACACACAGUGUCUUCGUAAACAAUUGUGGUCUAUAUUAUAGAAUGUGUUGAAAUAUGUGUUGAAGUACAAAAAUGCAGUAAACGGAAUUGAUUCUAUUAUUUAUCUGUUAAUUAAGUUUGUCAGAGUUAAAAUGUCCAAUUCAGAGGCUGGUGUAGGAUGCAUCAGUGAGGUAACAUUUGCGAUUAGUAAAGCAAGAAGUUCUCAAGCAGGUACUGUGAGAGUUCUUGAUAGUCCUGAUUCAGAUGGAUCUGGCCACUCAAAUUCAUUUACUGUGCAACGAUUUAAUUAUUCCAAUGAUAACAAUAAUACAAAUAUCCUUCAAUCACCCCUCACUAGCGAAGACUUGAGAAUACCUAUUGUUGGUUAUGAAAUUAUGGAGGAAAGAGCUAGAUUUACAGUUUACAAACUUCGAGUUGAAUUGAAAAAUGGCGAUUGUUGGUUUGUGUUUAGAAGAUAUACAGAUUUUGUUCGACUACUAGCUCAAUUAAAAAGGCAAAAAGUUCCUAUUGCUCAUUUAUCGCUACCAAGAAAAAAAUGGCUUGGUGAUAAUUUUGCUCCAAGUUUUUUAGAAGAAAGGAUAUGUGGGCUUCAAGCAUUUGUUAAUGGCAUAUUGAGUAGUCCAAUUCUCAUAGGUGUUUCAUGCGUAAGAGAAUUCUUCUGUUUGGAUGAACCUCCUGUUUUAUCUGAUACAGCAGAGGAAUCCAGAGCAAUAUUUGAAGCACUGGAAGAUACAAUUUAUAAUUUAAGACAACAACUAAGAGAGCGUGAUGCAGUACUUGCAUCUGAAAAAGCUCGUUGCAAUGAAUUCCGGAAAAAACUUCAUCAAAUAUUGAGUGAGAGACAAACCUGUUCAAAAUGUGGUGCAACUCAAUAGUAACUAUAUAGACUGCAUAUAAUAUCAGAUUUGAUAGAGUUAAUUUAUACAAAAUUUAAAUUAAUGUUAUUAUAAAAAAG
This is a messenger RNA of Camponotus floridanus (Florida carpenter ant), 1110 nucleotides long. RefSeq names its product sorting nexin-16 (gene Snx16). The record is from RefSeq and is a predicted model, not a curated record. Gene Ontology annotation, molecular function: phosphatidylinositol binding. The transcript has 5 exons. Gene Ontology annotation, biological process: endosome to lysosome transport; protein targeting to lysosome; early endosome to late endosome transport. NCBI's taxonomy places the organism in Eukaryota, Metazoa, Arthropoda, Insecta, Hymenoptera, Formicidae. Gene Ontology annotation, cellular component: early endosome; extrinsic component of endosome membrane; late endosome. Bases 287 to 1030 code for a protein of 247 amino acids.